AUGAAGCUUUACCAAACGGCUGUGACGAAUGAGGUGGAUUCGUUGGAGUACGAAUUGAGUGUGGACGCGAAGAUGGACUAUAUGGUGUGGCUGCACUUUGCUGAGAUUGAUACGAGUGUUAAAAGAGCUGGAGAAAGAGUUUUUGAUGUGUUCAUCAAUGGAAAGAAUGCAACUAGAGUUGAUAUAUACAAAGAAGUGGGUAGUUUUGCGGUUUUCACUUGGCAUCAUGUUGUUAAAAACUUGAGCAGUAACGUUUUGGGGAUUAAACUUGUUGCUGUUUCUGGUGCUCCUCUUAUUAGUGGCAUUGAGAAUUAUGCAUUGGUUCCCAAUGAACCUUCAACUCACCCUCUUCAAGUAAGUGCUAUGAAGUCAUUGAAAGAAUCUCUUCGAAUUCCGGGAAGAAUGGGUUGGAAUGGUGAUCCUUGUGCUCCUACAACUUGGGAUGCUUGGGAGGGUGUUACCUGCCGUAUCAGUGAUGAUAAAACUGCUCUCAUCAUUACUGAAAUAAAUCUUGGUAGUCAAGGCUUAAAAGGGAGCAUAAGUGACCAGAUAAGUCAUUUAUCAGACUUAGUUAGCCUGAACUUGAGUUCUAACUCCUUGGGAGGCGAAAUACCAUCAGAACUAGGUCAAAAAUCCAUGGUUAAAGUGGAUUUAUCCAACAAUCAGUUAACAGGCUCUAUACCUGACAGUUUGGCAUCUUCAAAUUUGCUGCUUGUGCUAUUGAAUGAUAAUCUAUUGGAAGGACGAGUGCCAGCGCAACUUUUUUCAGUUGGUGUGCGUGGUGGAGCUAUUGAUCUCUCUGGCAACAAAGGUUUGUGCAGUAUACCAUCUCUACCACCAUGCUGGAAGCAGGGCCGAUUAUCGACUGGGGCUAAAACUGCGAUAGUCUUGUCAUGUAUUUUAGUUUUCUGCAUGGUAAUGCUGCUGGUGUAUAUCUACUGCAUAAGGAAAAGGAACGAUUAUGACUUUAAUCUACCCUAUGAUAUAAUGGCUCUAGCAGCCAAGAGAAGCAAAUAUCAGAGGCAGAAAUCAUUGGCGCUUCUUGAGCUGGAGAAUCGAUAUGCCAAGGGAUUUCCUUCACCUUUUACUCCUCAAUAG
Molecule: messenger RNA, 1098 nt
Organism: Vicia faba (fava bean)
Lineage: Eukaryota; Viridiplantae; Streptophyta; Magnoliopsida; Fabales; Fabaceae
Source: the annotation of a GenBank genome assembly